This is a messenger RNA of Trematomus bernacchii (emerald rockcod), 3314 nucleotides long. Its product is annotated as loricrin-like. The transcript is spliced from 26 exons. NCBI's taxonomy places the organism in Eukaryota, Metazoa, Chordata, Actinopteri, Perciformes, Nototheniidae. Bases 52 to 3060 code for a protein of 1002 amino acids. The record is from RefSeq and is a predicted model, not a curated record.
UGGAGUGUACUUCGCUCUGCUUUGUCCUGCAGUAUUUUAAUUCCUGAAAAAAUGUCUGUGGGAUAUCUAGGAUUUGUUCUUCUGCUUUGGUUCCCAGGAGUGCUGCAUGCACACAAUGAAACCCAGAACUGUAAUGCUUCCAGUCCGAGUGGAGGUUAUGUUGUCCCUGAACAAGAAACGUACCUUCAUGAAACAACGCUCACUUACGGCUGUGAUAACGGAUUUAAACCAGCAGUGGAGGGCUGGUGGGCGACAAGCAUAUGUCAAAAUGGCAAAUGGUCUCCUAAACCCCAAUGUAUAGAUGAAAAAGCCUGUGUGCCACUGACUAUCCCAAAUGGAAACUACGAUGUAAGCACAGAUGGUUGGUAUGGGGAGAGAGAAAAAAUCCGGGUAAAAUGUGACGAAGGAUAUGAACACAAAGACAAUGACGCCACAGCGCAGUGUAUAAACGGAGCAUGGUCCUCUGUGCCAAUCUGUGAAAGGAGUACCGAAUCAUGUGGUGAUCCCCCUAAAAUCCCCCAUGCAGUCAUCAUUGGUCAGGGAUACCAGGAGGUGUUUGCUGCAAGCUCAAAACUGCAGUAUAAUUGUAAAGAUGGAUAUAGUGCAGAGGGAGCAGAGACCAAAGAAAUCUGUUGUAUCUCAGGAAACUGGACUGAAGGCCCAAUGUGCAACAGAAGACCUGAUACUGGCGGAUCCACAGAGGGAGGAACAGGUGGAGGACACACUACUUCUGCUGGCAGUGGGAUACAACCUGCAGGUGGAGGCAGCAGUACUGGACAUGGUGGAGCCACAGGGGGAGGAACAGGCCGAUUUCUUACAUCAGACGGCAGUGGGAUGACUUCAGAAGAAGAGGUGGGAUCAGGUGGAGGACACAUUACAUCGGCUGGCAGUGGGAUACAACCUGCAGGUGGAGACAGAAGACCUGAUACUGGACAUGGCGGAUCCACAGUGGGAGGAACAGGUGGAGGACACACUACAUCUCCUGGCAGUGGGCAACCUGCAGGUGGAGGCAGCAGUACUGGACAUGGUGGAGCCACAGGGGGAGGAACAGAGGUGGGAUCAGGUGGAGGACACACUACAUCUGCUGGCAGUGGGAUACAACCUGCAGGUGGAGACAGAAGACCUGAUACUGGACAUGGUGGACCCACAGUGGGAGGAUCAGGUGGAGGACACACUACAUCUGCUGGCAGUGGGAUACAACCUGCAGGUGGAGACAGAAGACCUGAUACUGGACAUGGUGGAUCCACAGUGGGAGGAACAGGUGGAGGACACACUACAUCUCCUGGCAGUGGGCAACCUGCAGGUGGAGCACAAAGUGCAGCUCAGCCAUGUCCUGCUCCCAGUCUGAAUGGCGGGUUUUUUUCCCCUGGACAAUCAGCUUAUAAUCAUGAAGCCACACUCAGUUAUGCCUGUCAUGACGGACUUAAACCAGCAGUGAAGGGCUGGUGGGGGACCAGCAGGUGUCAAAAUGGCAAUUGGUCUCCUAAACCCCAAUGUAUAGAUGAAAAAGCCUGUGUGCCACUGACUAUCCCAAAUGGAAACUACGAUGUAAGCACAAAUGGUUGGUAUGGGGAGAGAGACAAAAUCUGGGUAAGAUGUGACGAAGGAUAUAAACACAAAGACUAUGACACCACAGCGCAGUGUAUAAACGGAGCAUGGUCCUCUGUGCCAAUCUGUGAAAGGAGUACCGAAUCAUGUGGUGAUCCCCCUAAAAUCCCCCAUGCAGUCAUCAUUGGUAAGGGAUACCAGGAGGUGUUUUCUGCAAGCUCAAAACUGCAGUAUAAUUGUAAAGAUGGAUAUAGUGCAGAGGGAGCAGAGACCAAAGAAAUCUUUUGCAUCUCAGGAAACUGGACUGAAGGCCCAACGUGCACACAAAGUGCAGCUCAGCCUUGUCCUGCUCCCAGUCUGAAUGGCGGUUUAUUUUCCCCUGGACAAUCAGCUUAUAAUCAUGAAGCCACACUCAGUUAUGCCUGUCAUGACGGACUUAAACCAGCAGUGAAGGGCUGGUGGGGGACCAGCAGGUGUCAAAAUGGCAAUUGGUCUCCUAAACCCCAAUGUAUAGAUGAAAAAGCCUGUGUGCCACUGACUAUCCCAAAUGGAAAUUAUGAUGCAAGCACAAAUGGUUGGUAUGGGGAGAGAGACAAAAUCUGGGUAAGAUGUGACGAAGGAUAUAAACACAAAGACUAUGACACCACAGCGCAGUGUAUAAACGGAGCAUGGUCCUCUGUGCCAAUCUGUGAAAGGAGUACCGAAUCAUGUGGUGAUCCCCCUAAAAUCCCCCAUGCAGUCAUCAUUGGUAAGGGAUACCAGGAGGUGUUUGCUGCAAGCUCAAAACUGCAGUAUAAUUGUAAAGAUGGAUAUAGUGCAGAGGGAGCAGAGACCAAAGAAAUCUUUUGCAUCUCAGGAAACUGGACUGAAGGCCCAAUGUGCAAGGUGGGAUCAGGUGGAGGACACACUACAUCUGCUGGCAGUGGGAUACAACCUGCAGACAGAAGACCUGAUACUGGACAUGGUGGAUCCACAGUGGGAGGAACAGGUGGAGGACACACUACAUCUGCUGGCAGUGGGAUACAACCUGCAGGUGGAGACAGAAGACCUGAUACUGGACAUGGCGGAUCCACAGUGGGAGGAACAGGUGGAGGACACACUACAUCUGCUGGCAGUGGGCAACCUGCAGGUGGAGACGCCAACUGUGGAGACUACCCCAGUGUUCCAAACGGAGAUGUUGUGCAAGUGAGCGGAACAUUUUUGAAAUACCAAUGUAAUGGCUUUUACACACUAGAGGGUCCAGACAUUGUGACGUGUCAAAGCAAUGGCAAGUGGACAGAACCACCAUCCUGCAAAGCGGCUUUCUGUGUCAUAGAUCCUGCUCAAACGACUAUCGCCAAUGUUAUAAUAUCUGCAGUUGAAUACGUAAAGGAAGGACAGGAGAAGUAUAUUCCGUGUACUUGGGAUGAUUUCAGCCGCCGUGUUCAAUGCAUUAAUGGAAGAAUUGCCUAUACCAACUGUUGUUCGAGAAUUCAUCAUUAUAAUCAAAGAUGUCCAGUGGAGGGAACCUAACCCAGAAGCACAGUUGGAAGCAUUUGAAAUAUCUCCACCAGAGAAGAUAAACACCCAAAAAAACUUCAUAUUUGUAAAUUAUUUUUCUUUUAAAUCAGCUGUUUUUGUUUUUGUUCUUUCAUUUUGAUUGAACAUAUUUACACAAUGUUGAAGCAAAUUGUUCUUUAAGAGUAACUUUUUCUUUUUAUGCGUGGAACUCUUGAUGCACUAAUGUCUAUCAACACUUUGAUUAAAAAUACAAGUGAAAUGGUCUA